AUGGAGGUUCGCUCCUGGCCUAGGGGGCGUGGCCGGGGGCUCACGCUUUCCAGCGCCCAAGAGCCGAGACGAAGGCGGCGGCGGGAAGCGGUGGCUGCCGCGGCAGAGCAGCUUCUCCGGGCGCGGGCGCUGGACGAACCAUCGAGUCCCAAGAGGAAACAGUUCUUCCUGGCCUCUCGUUAUCACGAUGAAAACGUCAGUGGUGAAAGUCUGUUGACUAUUUCUCGUGAUCACUGCAACUUCUUGGUAUUGGAUCAGAUGGACAAGGACAACAUGAGCUUCUCCGACAAAGGAGAGAUAUCAGAGUUGUCCUCAGGGAGCCCGCCGGCCUCUCUUGGGAGAGCUUGCUAUCAGUCGAGCGAGCUUUCAGGCAUAGUUGACUACGCUCUCUUGAAUGAUACCUAUUCCAUCAAUAUCUCGGAUUCAGAUUCCAAACUGAAAGAACAUUUGACGUAUCUAAGUUCAGAGACAGAUCUCGACAUGCAAAAAGAAGAGCGAUUUUUUGAUAUAUUGAAAGACCAGAGAAAAGAGUCCAGUGUUUUGGAAGAUCUCUGCAGAAAUUUAGAUGCUAAUUACAGAGAGAGUAGUGAUGUUCAGAAGCAUGGCCCAGAUGAAGAUUCCCAGCAGGAAUAUCACAGUGCUGAAGAGCAGGAUUACUCUGGUUACCAUUUAGAUUUUGACCAAAUAAAGACACUGUGUUCUCCCAAUUCAGAAGUCAUAGAGUUGGGACAUUCAGAUUAUGAGAUUAAGUGUGCUGAUGGUCUGGGAGAGAAUCAUGUGAAGAAAUUAAAAGGUGGCACCUUUUUCUCCUAUGAGUCAACUCAUAUUUGUACACAAGGAGAUACGGCUAAGGUGCCCAAGCUUCAUGAUUACCUGUCUCUAACCGAGUAUCAUGGUCAAAAGUACCAAAGGUGCCAAGAACAGGAGACUAGUUUCACGAGCCAGAGUGUGUUUGAUGGCGUCAUACAAAUGAGUGGGGCUGUGGAAGAUCGGGACGUGGCCUGCAGUCAGACUUCUCAGUUAGUGAGCAGUCUACAGAAACCUCAGAACACAUUAAAAGCUAAUGUUUCUCCUGACAAAAGGAAGUCUCAGAUGACUGGAAAGAAAGAUGUCAGUGGGGAGGUAGGCAAGGAGGACAGCAUUUUGAGGAGCGUGGAGAACCCUAGACUGUUCCUAGAAAGAGCUUCGGCACUAUCACGGAAGCCCAGCACGUGUUUUCAGAAUUCUUCCCCUUGUGUUUUGGAUGAGUCAGAUCUUUCUGCCUAUGACCGGUCGUGUUGUCAAUUCCUCCAGAGCACCACUGAGCCAGGCUUAGAUUUCCCCAUGACUAUGCCAAAGGUUUUGGCCAAAGAGAAUCUUUUGGUGGAAGGAGGUGGCCCCACAAGAGAGGCCAGUGGUGGCAUCAUGAACAAAACACACCUUAUCAAGGUGGAAUCCAAGUAUCCUGAGCACUCGGUGGAGGCAGCCUGUGACUGUCUCAUCACGGUUAACCAGACAGUUGAUGCCAGCUCUGAUUUUAGGGCCUGCUUCACAACAAGCAGGGCGACAAGUGCAAGGUCUUCCGUGGCCUCCAGGUCAAGCAAUACAGAAAUAACCAUGAUGAACAAAGCGCGGCCCAAUGAGUGGCCAAACGAGAAGCAAAGGAGCAUUGCCUGCAAUACAGAUUGGACCUGUCUGCAGGGUUGGGCAGAGGAAGAGGCUCGUUUGCAAGGCUCUUGGCCCAAAGACACUCUGUUAACUAAGGAUUACCUGGAAUUGAAAAAUAAAUGUGAUGUCAAAGACGUAAGGAGAAGCCCUGAGAGUCAGUUUCAACCUUCUAAAGAAGUGGAGAAUUUUCCCUCCAAAUGUUGUCAGAAAACACUUCAGAGAGCUGUAAGAGCAGAGCUGCUGCUUUUAAAAGCCCAUUAUCAGAUGUGCCAUCAGCAUUGCUGGAAAAUUUACAGGCUUGUAAUGGAAGAAAAGGAGAGCUUUACUAGGAAUUUUGCAAUCGAUUUUGCCAAAACAGAAUUAGGAUCCACGUUACUGUCCCUUUUUGGAGACCUGAAAUUUAAGUAUUUGAGUAUGAGAGAAAAAAUAAUCAAGGGAGUCCCAUUGGAUGAAUUGCCUCCCCUGUCUGUGGAGUCCAGGUUGUCAUCUUUCUUUUCCACGUUUGUUCCUUCCAAGCUAAUGAAAGAAGACUCUCCUCUCCUUUCGGGACUAAACUUGGCCCUUGAUGUUCCAUCAAGUAACGCUGCCCGUAACCCUGAGCCUGGGGCCACAAACUUGAAAAGGGCCCUUUCUCAGACCAUUCAUGCAUCUGAAAACAGCCUUCCUAAACAAGAAACCGCCCCGAAGAAUGAGAGCAGAAAGACCCAGGAUCUGAACAUUGGCCUCAGAAAUCUGAAACUUGAUGAUAAAGACUAUACACAAUGUCAGGAUAGAAGUGAAGCCUGGUUUGAUGCUAAAGAAAACCUUACGGGAAUUGACUGCUCAGAAAUACCCCAAAAUGCAAGGGAGCAAGACAAGAGGAGCCCCGAAUCCACCUCUGAGAAGAGGACUGCCGAACCUUCUCAGAGAGAGCCAAACAAAAGCUACCUCAUUCACGUUGGCAGCUUGUGCCCGUCAGUGUCUGAGACUGACCUCAUGUCUCAUUUCCAGAAGUAUCAGGUUUCUGAAGUUUCCAUUUGCAGCUCUUCUCAUAACUACAGGUAUGCCUCUCUUGUUUUUAAAAAAGCUAACAAAGCAAGAAUGGCUGUGGAAGAAAUGAAUGGGAAAGAAAUCAACGGGCAAUCAGUCAGCGUCCGUCUGGUCAAAAGCCCAGUAGAAAACACCCCGACCCCGUCUUUCAGAAAUGAAAGCAGGCCCACCCUGGGUGCUUCGGAGAAGGCUGUGGACAGUAAAGGCUCCGGCUCCGGCUCCGGUUCCGCCAUGGUGCCUUCCAGGUUACCGACUCAGGUGUUGAGGCCUCCUGGGCCUGAGCAAGAAAAUGUGUAUCUUUCAGUGGACCAGAAGAAUGGCAAGAAGAGUUUCAAACAGAAUAAACCUGUUAGACUAUUACCUGAGCCUCCUCUUCCAUUCAUGCCUCCAAAUACUUUGAACCUGGGGAGCUUCACCAGACUUCUGAAGACACUCGAAGGCCUGCACCCCAAUAUCAGCAGAGACGCAAUCAUCGAUGCCCUCCAAGAGGUGAGGACAAACAACAAAGGGUUUUUGAGUGGCUUAUCCCUGACCACCAUAGCGGAGAUGACAACUUCUGUGCUGAAAAACUCUGCUUUCAAGAAGGAAGAGAAGCACCGAGAGUCAGUCCUUGAGCCUUGGACAAGGACGGUGGAGGAGUUACAGGCCAGUGGAACCCCCGAGCCCCUCAAAAGGAGGAUGGAGCCAGCCCAGGACAAGGGAAGAGCUGCUGGGGCCCCCCGGGCAAGACCCCUCCAGCACCUUACUGAAGUCUCCUCCUCCUCGGAAGAUAAGCCCAUGCGGGAGACGGGGCUUGUCUCUAAAGCCGGCCAGCAGCCGUCAUUUCUGCUGGGGUCCUCAGAGGCCCAGGGAGGCAUCAGGUUCUUUCUGGUACAGUUGAACUUGGAGCGUGUUCACUGA
Molecule: messenger RNA, 3576 nt
Organism: Dromiciops gliroides (monito del monte)
Lineage: Eukaryota; Metazoa; Chordata; Mammalia; Microbiotheria; Microbiotheriidae
Gene: RBM44
Product: RNA binding motif protein 44
Exons: 16
Coding region: 1-3576 (1191 amino acids)
Molecular function (GO): RNA binding
Source: RefSeq, a predicted model, not a curated record